This is a messenger RNA of Neodiprion fabricii, 4833 nucleotides long. RefSeq names its product putative mediator of RNA polymerase II transcription subunit 12. Gene Ontology annotation, molecular function: protein binding; zinc ion binding. The record is from RefSeq and is a predicted model, not a curated record. Gene Ontology annotation, cellular component: nucleus. Lineage: Eukaryota; Metazoa; Arthropoda; Insecta; Hymenoptera; Diprionidae. The transcript is spliced from 13 exons. Bases 388 to 3762 code for a protein of 1124 amino acids.
ACAGCGAGUGAGCGCCACUACCAACGCUUUCAGGUUUCGACGUCAACUCUGAAUAUUAUUUCUAAACCGAUGUUUUUCCCGGUUGCAUUUCGCGUUAUUUCACAUUCUCGUAUUAUUUGACACGUAGUUGUUCGAUCGUUACGUUUGGUGUGUUUAAAAACGUGCUAAAUACCGCCGCGCAGUCGCUGAAACGGUGUUAAUACAUGAUUUGUCUAUGCGACAGAAAGAUGCGGGUGGAAAACAAUAAAGAAAUCAAAAUGGCCAAGAAAAAGACAACGCCGUGCAGCAAGUGAUCUACAUAGUUCAGCUAAUUUUAUACAUAGGAAUAAUAGUAACUACUCUCGAAAGUUUGAAAGCAUUGUUGACCUGCGAUAAACUCAGUCAAAAAUGACGGAUGUUAAGCAAAUCGAGAUUUCCCAACCUCAGCAACCACAACAGCAACAACAACAACAACAACAACAACAACCACAACAACCACAGCAGCAACAGCAACCACAACAACAAAUGAUGAUGACAACUCAAGACAUGCAACAGCAAAACGUUCAACAACAACAGCAACAACAGGUUCAACAGCAACAGCAACAGCAACAACAAGCUCAACAGCAACAGGUACAACAACAGCAACAACAAGCUCAACAACAAGCUCAACAACAACAGGUCCAACAACAACAGGUCCAACAACAACAGGUCCAACAACAACAACAGGUCCAACAACAGCAACAGGUACAACAGCAGCAGCAACAGUUACAGCAGCAAGUUCAACAAGUGCAGCAACAAGUCCAACAAGUACAGCAAGUACAACAAGUACAACAACAACAGCCAGGGAAUGGGCCACAUAGCGUUGUUCCUACACAAGUUCAAGUUCAACCUCAAGCGGUAGCGGUCAGCAUGCCACAGCAAUUGCAGGGUGCAGUGACGGUAUCUAUGCAGCAUCAACAGCAGCAGCAGCAGCAGCAAGGUGUAUCAAUGACUUUAUCAGGACAACAGGGUGCAACCACAAUAACAACCAUGGCAGCUCAUCCCCAAGCUGUUCAAGUGAUACAACAACCUAUACAGAAUCAGGCGUAUCAUUUGCAACAACUUUAUAAUACUCAGGGACAGCCGAUAAUAAUGCCAGGCAAUAUUGCUCUUCAUCCGGCAGGAAUAAAUCCCUCGUCUAUACAGGUAAUAACGGCUGGAAAACCAUUCCAAUCUACGACACAAUUAACACCACAUAUGCUGGCAACAUCUUCCAAUCCUGGACAGGGAGGUGGGCAUCCAGGAAGUGGAGGUACUAAAGUGCAAGGCUUUCCUGGCGGAUAUCUCCCUGUUCCAACAUCUGCCAAUCCUGGUGGUGGGCAAACAUUGGUUUUUAGUCAACUUGGAGUUCUUGGCUCACCACAACCUCCGCCGACAUUGCAGCAGCAGCAGCAGACUGCUAAUAAACAAGACCAAGUGCAGAAGUAUACUACCUGUCCAACGGGAACUGCGACAGGCACACGAAGUGGAGGUAUGCAAUUUGCCCCCUGGCCGUUUGCUCAACAAGUUGCCUGGACAGGGCUACAACCGCAGACUCUUCUAACUCCAAAUCAGAUUUUCAUCAGAGGGCCAGCACAACAGGAUAUGUUUAUUCAAAGUCCGCAGCCUAUCCAGACUCAUAAUGCUAUGGCGACGCAACAGCAAAUACAAGGAGUACAGCAAAUAGCUGCGGCUGGGGGUAAACCAAGAGUAAUUGACUUGCAACAACAACAACAACAGCAACAACAGCAAAGCAAACAAGGAGGUGGUAGCCAACGACCACUCAACAUUCUUCCAUCUUCACUGCAAGGUCCAAAUAUUCGACCUGCUAGUUCAGUUUCUACGCAGACCGUUCAUGGCGUACAGGCCACAGUGCACGUACAGGGUGGAAAAGCCGGAGGCGGAGGUGGCAAAGGUAGAGGUAAACCAAUUAUUCGGACAAGCCCUGGACCAAAUGCAGCAACAGCUACGACCAAAGCGGAUGCUGCUAAUCAAACAAAAUCUAACGUACAUCAUGCUACAAUGAUCAUGCAGCAACAUACUGUUCAGCAACAGCAGCACCACCAGCAGCAAUUACAGCAACAAGUACAAGUUCAGCAACAAGUGCCACAGGUGCAACAUGUUCAACAUCAAAUACAACAGCAAGUCCAACAGCAACUGCAAGUACAACAACAACAACAGGCAGGAAAUGGACCACAUAGUGUCGUUCCUACGCAAGUUCAAGUUCAGCCUCAGCCAGUUACAGUCAGCAUGACUCAGCAAUUGCAAGGUGCAGUUAGUGUGUCAAUGCAACAGCCACAACAACAGCAACAACCAGGUGUUGCUAUGGCUUUGUCGGGACAACAGGGUGCAACAACCAUAACAACUAUGGCGGCGCAUCCUCAAGUUCAAGUAAUUCAACAACCGAUGCACAGUCAAGCCUACCAGUUACAACAGCUUUACAAUAAUCAAGGGCAACCGCUAAUAAUGCCGACGAAACAACAACAACAGCAAUAUCAACAACAACAGCAAGCCCAGCAGCAAGCGCAGCAACAACAGCAAGCCCAGCAGCAAGCACAGCAACAACAGCAAGCACAACAGCACCAGGCUCAACAACAAAUCCAGCAGCAGCAACAGCAGCAGCAGCAGCAGCAGCAGCAACAACAACAACAGCAACAGCAACAACAACAGCAACAGCAGCAGCAACAGCAACAACAUCAGCAACAACAGCAGCAACAACAGCAUGAAAAUAUGAAGGCUAUCAAAAAAGAGGACAAUACAACCAUAUCGCAAAUGGAGGUCACUAUAACUCAGACUGACAAUCCUGAAGUCGAACGCAGCAAAAACGGGAUCAAGGAUGAGACGACACCUACAGUAACUCCAAAGUUGGAAGAUAGAGGAUGUAGUAACCCUCUUGCAGGUCUUGCUAACGCUAUCAAUUCUAUUUCAAAUGGAGUAAGCACAGAAGAAACUACAGUAUCAGUGCCAGUACCACCUACUGUGACUAAUAAGCAAGCACCGCCCAAGGCUAUGGUCAAACCACAAGUGCUUACGCACGUAAUAGAAGGAUUCGUCAUUCAAGAAGCUUCGGAACCAUUUGCUGUAAAUCGAUCAUCAUUGACUGGAACAGUGGGACAAGUUGGACAUGAUACGUCAAACCCAUUGAACAGAAAUAACAUGUUAUUAACAGACAAAGAGUCCAUCGACGAACCUCCCAGGAAAAAGCAUGCGCCUGAUUAUUCGAAUGAUGGAGAUGGGAAUGGGGCAAUUGUUACAAAAUGUGAAGCCUGUGGAAAUUUAUUGGAAGACCACAAUGGAAAAUAUAAGAAGUCAAAGCGCUUCUGUUCUGUGCUCUGUGCAAAGAGCAAAAGAAAGGAAACUAGCGAUCGCGAGAACGGAGAAAAGGAGUGGGCAAAAGUGGACACAGAGUCCAAACUUAACAAUGGAGAUACGAUACGGAAAAAUGGAGAAGACAGAUCAACAUCCGUUGCAAACAUUACUGGCACUAUUAAUGCAGAUGAUUCGGCAACGCGGAUUAAUCCUGUGAAGUGGACGGUGAACGAGGUCUGCGAUUUCAUACGCGGUUUACCAGGAUGUGCUGAUUAUGCCGAAGACUUUGCAAUCCAAGAGAUUGAUGGUCAAGCCCUCAUGUUACUAAAAGAAGAUCAUUUGAUGUCAGCGAUGAGCAUCAAGUUGGGACCAGCACUAAAAAUUGUUGCCAGAAUUGACUCCAUGAGAUUGGACUCGAACUUGUCCCCGUCAAUUCCAUCAUCGAACAACUCUUAAGAGCCAUAAUUAAAGCAAAAAGUGUUCAAGUUCAUUGAUGGUGCUGAGAACUCAUGACUGUGUAUAGGGUUCUUAGCAAUAUACUCUCUCAAAGAUGAUAUUACUGGGUUUAACAAAUGAUUAUUGUAUGCAAUAUUUCAUUUAUCGUUUCAGAUUAUUUGCUACAAUUUCUUUGUUCGGUCAUUCAUUUAUCGGACUUUUGCGAAAAAAAAACUCUUAUCAAGUAGGAGCACAAAAAAUUUAAUUUUGAGUAUCUCAUGGUAAUAAUUACUAAUUUUGGUGUAAAUAAUUCAUUGGCAAUGUUCCUUAUAUUACACAUACAGUCAAGUCCUAGAAGAUAAAUAGACAGUGUACUAACACGUUAAACAAUUAAAAUAUACACACGAAGUUUUAUUCAAAGAAACUACAUUUGAAAAGAGAACUUAAACUUUAAAAUGAAGUGACUAUUUUUGAAACUUUAUAACUUCGUACUUAUACUCGAUCAGAUCUUAAAUGACUUGUGAAAUUUGCACCUGAUAUCAUGUAUACUAAAGUAUUAUAUGAUAGCAUAUAGUACACAUAUGACGAUUCUAUAGACUGCUAAAGAAAUAUUGAUAUACGUGCAACCUUUUUUUCUAACGGGCUUUUAGAAAUGGACAUAACGAUUGGUGCAAAGUGAAUGAUAUCAAGAGGAUUCUCUAGGCUAAGGAUAUGUUCUAAACGUGAAAAAGAAAUUAAUGGAAGAAAAAAACUAUAAAACUGCCGAAUAAUCAGAAACAUACACUACAAAAACUUUAGUGAUUUGUGGUUAACUAAGCAUGGUGGAUACAUUUAUACUAUACUUAUUAUAGCAUAAAGAGACAAGUACAGCCAUAUACCCCAUGUUAAAGUUCCCUGCUAUUUUUCAUCAACGGGAGCUGAUUUUAUGGCUCACAUUGUAAAUAUAAAUUCUAAGUAUAAAUUGUUUAUUUAAAAUACCAAAUUUUAUAACGUGAAAUCAUAGAGAUAUACUAGUAUUAAAUCGAGGUUUAUUAUUCGUCGUCGUGAAUUAUUAAUAAUUUUGAGUGGUAAUAAAAAUAAUCACAGCUCGAA